UGUGUACAUUGUACACUGUACUGGCGCAGCAUAGCACGGCAUUCACAUUCAGUUCAUCAUUGGUCAACAAUAGUCGCACAAAUAAACCGUGCCGUCUUUAGCGAUUGCGCUUUAUCUCUCUAUUUGUCAACACUGCAGAUCAUGUAAACACCCCAAGGCCAACGUCCAACGACAAAAAUGGCACAAAAGAAAAGCUUGAAGCAGAUAAGAAAAGAGUCCACUCGCGUUCCAGUUAAACACGAUGAGGACGACGCGGACUGCGACAUCGCUCCACACAUGGCGGACGACGAGCGUGAAAUCACGGGUGAUGACACCGGGGAAAGCGCGCCCGCUCAGUCAGCGGUGACGGUGAAAAACAGGAGACCAUACCGCCGGAUCUGAAAUACUCCCCACGCACACAUCCACUUAGGAAGGCUAAUUUCGUCUCGAAAAUAUUUUUUUGCUGGAUGUAUGGGUUCUUUCGCGUCGGCUACAAAAGACCACUGGUUGAAGAUGACUUGUAUGACAUACUGCCGGAGGAUUCUACCAAUGUUCUGGUUGAGAAACUGCAAAGUGAGUGGGAUAAACAGAUCGACAAAAGCAAGAAAACUGGCAAACCACCGUCGUUACGUCGGGCCCUGCUGCGAACGUUUGGAUGGGGCUACAUGCUUUUGGGCAUCCCUGCUUUCUUAGAGGAGUCCGUCUUCAAAGUGGUUCAGCCCCUGAUGCUGAGCCAGCUGGUCCUGUACUUCUCCACGGACCUUGUGUCGAUCCGCGAUGCCUACCUCUACGCGGCAGGGAUCACGGUCUGCUCCUUGCUGACCGUCAUGUGCCACCAUGUCACCUUCUUUGGCGUGGCGCGCUACGGCAUGAGAGUCAGGGUGGCCUGCUCGGGCCUCAUCUACAGAAAGGCAUUGAGGCUCAGCAACCUCGCUCUUGGAGAAACGACAGUCGGACAGCUGGUUAACAUUCUAUCCAACGACGUCAACAGAUUUGACUUGGCCUUCAUGUUCUUGCAUUAUCUCUGGAUAGCCCCUAUCCAGCUAAUCUUAGUGACGGCUCUGAUCUGGCGUGAGAUCGGCGUGUCCUGCUUAGCAGGCAUGCCCAUCUUGAUCCUGCUGGCUCCACUGCAGGGCUACAUGGGUAAACUCUUCUCCAGAUUCAGAUCCAAAACGGCCUUGCUGUCGGAUGCCCGGAUCCGCAUCAUGAAUGAAGUUAUAUCCGGAAUGCGCGUCAUCAAGAUCUACGCCUGGGAAAAGUCCUUUGCCAAGUUAGUCUCGGAAGCCAGAAGAAAGGAAAUCCGCAAGAUCAUGCAUGCUGCCUACCUGCGUUCCUUCACCCUCGCCUUUUUCUUCGUGGCGCCUCUUCUCAUCACCUUUUGUACCUUCGUGGUCUACGCCGCUCUGGGCAACCCCGUGAUCCCGUCCAAGGUGUACGCCGUCAUUCCGCUGUUCUACACGGCCAGGCUCUGCUCUGCGCUCUUUGUGCCGUACGCCAUCAUGAACGGCACCGAAGGCCUGGUGUCCAUCCGCAGAAUCAAGAAUUUCCUUCUGAUGGACGAGCUAAACGUUGAAGCCUCCCAGCCCAGCGAUGCCGCUGCCCCCAGCGUGGCAUACAGAGGCACCAAUGCAGUCUACCUCAACGAGGUCCAAGUCACGACAGCAGAUGAAACCUCUUCGCCGAGCAGCGAUGCUGAUCAGCAACAGGACAGCGACGCCCCGCAUCAACAUGACAGCGACGACCAUCAGCAACAGAACAGCUACGACCAUCAGCAACAGAACAGCGACGACCAUCAGCAACAGAACAGCGACGACCAUCGAAAACAGAACAGCAUCGUCAGUGACGCAGUGGAAUCACCCACACACAGCAUGGCUCUACUGAACCACACCGACGAGACUAGAACCCUCUCCAAUGCAGCUGAGAAAGCCCAUCGGCCGGGGAUCAGGGUGGAUAAGUUAACCGGCUCGUGGACAAAGGAUCUAAGUAACGCUGUUCUAGAUGGCAUCAGUAUCCACGUAGAACCGGGAGAGUUGCUGGCCGUCAUAGGACCUGUUGGGUGCGGCAAGUCUUCCCUUCUGAUGGCCCUGCUGGGCGAGCUACCCACCGUAUCAGGAGUCAACGUCGUGAGCGGCCGGGUCGGCUACACGGCCCAGCAGCCCUGGAUCCUGUCCGGCACGCUGAAGGACAACAUUCUGUUUGGGCUGCCUCACGAGCCGGCAAAGUACCAGCGAGUCAUCCGACAGUGUGCGCUCAGCAGAGAUAUUGCACUGUUACCGGACGGCGACCUGACGCUGGUCGGUGAGCGCGGCGUGACCCUUAGCGGAGGUCAGAGGGCAAGGGUCAGCCUGGCCAGGGCCGUGUACAGCGACGCUGACGUGUAUCUACUGGAUGACCCUCUGAGCGCGGUAGACCCGGCAGUCGGGAGACACCUAUUCGACAGGUGUAUCCUGAGCUAUCUGAGUGAGAAGCCCAGAAUCCUCGUCACCCAUCAGCUGCAGUUCCUGGACAAAGCAGACAAGAUUCUCGUCCUCAAACAGGGUAAAGUUGCCGACUACGGCACGUACCACCAGCUGCAGAAACACGGCGUGGAUUUCGCAGCCUUGCUGAAGAAGAAAUCGAAGAAAGGCGAUUACGAUGGGGAGGGCGGUGAACCACCCACCCUGGAGCGGCAACUCUCCAUGAUGUCCAGAACCUCCGUGUGCUCCACUGCAGUGUCCGUUCCUGAAUUUGAGUUCGAGGCGCCAGUGAACAUUGUUCCGGAGGAGACCGCCGUCGGAACCGUGGGUAUCGGCGUCUACCUGAGAUACUUCCGGGCUGGCGCCAGUCUGCUGCUCCUCCUCUUCUGGUUACUUAUGGUGUUUGGAGCACAGGCUGUCUUCUCCCUGAGUGACUGGUGGCUAUCACAGUGGGCCUAUUCCGAAGAGCAGGACCUAGCAGCGCAGAAUCUAACCAGUCAGGAUGGUGAGUAUUUCGUCCAGUACGAUAAACGCACCUACUUCAUCCAGCCCUACGCCAUCAUGUGCUGCGUGACCAUCGUGGCCUGCUUCGUCCGGAGCUUCCUCUUCUUUCACAUCUUUGUCACGGCCGCCAGAAACCUCCACAACCAGAUGUUCAGUGCCAUCAUCCGAGCCCCCAUGAAGUUCUUUGACGACAAUCCUGUCGGUCGUGUGCUGAAUCGUUUUGCCAAAGAUAUCGGUUUCAUGGACGAACUCUUGCCAUCCACAUUUACCGACUUCCUGCAGAUCAUGGUCCUGACCCUUGCCACGGUGAUUGUGAUCACGGUCUUCAAUCCUCUCUGUCUCACGUUCACUCUGCCUAUUGUGAUUGUCUUCAUUUUCACCCGACGCUACUUCCUGGCGUCGUCGCGAGACGUCAAAAGGCUGGAGGCAAACGCCCGGAGUCCCGUCUUCUCCCACCUGUCAGCCACACUGACGGGUCUGAGUACGGUCCGGGCGUUCAAGGCCCAGCAGCGAUUCAUCGAAGAGUUUGACGAGUUUCAAGACAAGCACACCAGGGCGUGGUUUCUGUUCCUGGCCACGACGCGGUGGUUCGGGGUGCAGCUGGACUCGUUCAGCGUGCUGUUUGUCGGUGGGGUCAGCUUCACGAGCGUCUUGGCAGUAAAUUUUCUUGAGCUCAACUCGGGCAUCGUGGGCCUUUCCCUUACCUAUGCCAUCAACCUGAUGGGGGCGUUCCAGUGGGGUGUCAGGCAGAGUGCGGAAGUCGAAAACCAGAUGACUUCAGUGGAGCGGGUCGGCCAGUACGUGGACAUCAAAUCAGAAGCGGCCUUGGAAACGGACUACAAGCCGCCCCCCGACUGGCCCAAGUAUGGCCUCAUCACCUUCGAGGGCAUGUCUCUCAGUUACACCGACGACGGACCGCUUGUCCUCAAGAAGAUCAACUGCUGCUUCCGGCCAAAAGAAAAGGUGGGCAUUGUGGGCAGGACGGGGGCCGGUAAGAGCUCCCUAAUGACAGUCUUAAUGAGACUGGCUGAACCCACAGGUACCAUCAUGAUAGACGGUAUCGACACAGCCCUGAUAGGACUGCACGACCUCCGCAAGAAAGUCUCAUUCAUCCCACAGGACCCAGUUUUGUUCAGCGGGACGCUACGCAGGAACCUGGAUCCUUUUGAAAACCACGAAGACCCCGACAUAUGGAGGGCUCUAGAAGAGGUGGAGUUGAAGCCAGUGGUCGAGGAGUUACCAGAUAAGUUGGAGGCCAUCUUGACAGAGGGAGGCACCAAUUUCAGCGUGGGUCAGAGGCAGCUACUGUGCCUGGCUAGGGCUAUCCUACGCAAGAACAAGAUCCUCAUAGUGGACGAAGCCACAGCCAACGUGGACAUCAGAACUGACCGUUUGAUUCAGGCGACCAUCAGACAGCGGUUCAAGCACUGCACGGUCCUGACCAUAGCUCAUCGUCUCAACACAAUCAUGGACUCCGACCGUGUCUUGGUGCUUGACGCUGGUCGUUUGAUCGAGUUUGACGAGCCGUACAUUCUGCUCCAGAAGGAAGAUGGCAUCUUUAUGAACAUGGUGCAAGAGACCGGCAAGGCGGAGACGGCUAAGCUCCUGGAGGUCGCCAGGGACAAAUACCUGGAGAACAACCCCACCGACCCGUACGGCUUCCUGGGCCCGAAGAAGAACCACUCGGACCUAACUUGCAUCUCGCCCAGGAGCAGAAAGGCUAUCAGUAUAGAAACCUCCCUGUGAAAUUAAGAUAGCAAUAUAUUUGCAGCACGGUUUUUCAAAGCGUUCUACCGAAGAAGAAUUCAGAGGCAUUUUCGAAACCGCGGCUUUGUAUCAGUUGCGUGGUUGUAGUUGCUUCAUAUGGUAGACCGAGUCUCUGUAUUGAAACUGUGUUGUGCUACUGCGUUUGAAUGCCCGUUCCAAUGGUCUCCCCCCGCAUUGGAUAGCAAACUGUAACGUGUGGACCUCUUCUGACAAUAGAGGGCGCUCCUUUUUUUACCAAAGCCGUAGGGUUAAGGGAAUUAUGGAAAGUACAAUGGAGUAAAUAGUCAUCUACAUCCCUGUUUUGUUUAAGUACUGAAAAACAUACUUUAACCACUUCGCGCUGGAUUGAUUUUUGUUGAAAAUUUUGAUUUUUUGCAAAAAGGCACAAUUUUCCAGCCAACUUCUGAUAUACAGCCAGACGCCACAAAAUACAGAUUCGCAAGAGUCGUUUCAGCGGUAUUUGUACGAUAUUUCUUUUCGAAACCUUGUAUGUUUCAAUACUCCGGGUGUGCACUGGAGCGUAAAUUGUACAACAAUAGGCUGUGCACAACGGCCAGUUCAAGAUCGACACAUGGUCCACCUCCACGCACUUUCUCUGUGUGUACAAAAGACACGAGGGAUUAGCUGCUAAGCAAACUGAAAUUUCUGUUCGGUCAAAAGACGCUGGAAUAAACCUGUGCAGCUGGCAAUCAGUAUUGUUUUUGUAUCAAGUGUGCUCUUGUGCCUACAUGUAUGUAUCUUUUGAAAAAAUCUCUUUAAGUAUUUUUGAAAUGAGUUACGAAAUUAUGCAAAGAUGAUUAGGUAUUGUAAGCAAAAAAGGACACAAAUCAAAGAAUUUUGUCAUUAAAACAAAUUAAUGUUAGUUUUCCUUGGAGAAAUGCGAUAACCGAUUUUGCGUGUAUGAAAAAGAAAAAAAAAAUUAACAUGAUUUUUGUGCCUUAACAUAUGAUUGAAAUCUCAACACACCAACAAAUGAAAAAAAAAUGAUGUACAUAUACAACUCUUGAAAUGUAUUUUAAAAAGCCAUUAUAUAUGUCAUUAGGUAUGACUUUCAGUAACCCAGCGUGUAAAAGGUUUGCAAUAAUAUUUAUUGGUUUUUGUUUUAAUACUCAUUGAAAGGCUGUUUAAUUUUGCCAGUUGAAAGUAUUUACUUGCACUUCAGAUAGAGAGCUACAUUAUAGUCAGGCAUGAAACUGGGAAGUCACAAAAAAAGAGGAAAUUCAAAUAUUUCCAAGACUUUGUACAGUGUUUUUCUAUUUUCAGUGACACCCAUUGGAGGUCAAAAAAGAGGAAAUCAGCUGAUCCGAGGAAAAGUUGCAUGUCUGUAUAGUAUAUAAUAUAGUUCACUUCACGUCAUGCAUGUACUUGAACUCAGUAUUACAUUUAAACUCGUUGACAAACUUGUAAUUUUAAACCAGGACCAUCUCUACAGUAUAUUGAAAUAAUACUUGCUUUUGUUUGUUUUUUGAUAACUUGGUUCGAAUUUAAAUUAAUAGAUGGAUGGGGACAUUAGUUUAUUGAUCAGACUUGCCAUUUUAUGCUUUUUGUUUUGAACACGCAUCCUGAGAGAUACUUUCCUCGGUUCAUUAUGGGUACGUGUAGUUUCAUUGCGGUACCCGCUGCUACAUCAGAUUCGAAACCAGCCAACCGAUCCCGGUUAGCUAGGUGUUCGAGUGGUAAAAUGUCUGCACUUGAAAGCAGCAGGUCAGGGGUUCAAGUCUCACCCGAGUGAUUUGUUUUAACACACCGAGUAUACAUUGUUUUUAUGCGGUGAAGGGCAAAACCUAAUAAUGCAUUCACAUCACCCCGAUGCAAAUUCCAUCUUAUGACUAGAACAAAUCAGACUUAGUGCAUGAUACCAUGCUUACAAAGUUGUUUAAAUAGGGCCAAAAAAGUAUGGAAAUGUCCCAAUUUGAUAUUUUUUUGUAACAAAAACAUGCCAUGGUUUUGUGAUUGUGUAAUAUUUAGAUGUAAAUAUAUGCCAGUCAAUAUUAACUUGACAAACAUUCCUUUAUGGUGCAGCUUAUAGUAUAAUUCUGUUGUUUUCUUUAUGAAAAAGGUAUGAAAUGUUUAAUAUUUGUUUGUUCAGUGCAUCUAUCAUACUAGUAAAAAAAUAAAUGGGAAAAAAACGAUAGAUAA
Patiria miniata (bat star) is the source of this 6845-nucleotide messenger RNA. RefSeq names its product multidrug resistance-associated protein 4-like. Gene Ontology annotation, cellular component: plasma membrane. Gene Ontology annotation, biological process: monoatomic ion transport; transmembrane transport. The transcript is spliced from 27 exons. The coding region runs from base 447 to 4685 and encodes 1412 amino acids. The record is from RefSeq and is a predicted model, not a curated record. Gene Ontology annotation, molecular function: ABC-type transporter activity; chloride channel activity; ATP binding. NCBI's taxonomy places the organism in Eukaryota, Metazoa, Echinodermata, Asteroidea, Valvatida, Asterinidae.